UUCAGCCAAGCGCGCGCGGCGCUGGCCAAUCAGAAUAUUGUGUGAGUCUCUGUGGUACCCGGAUGUAAAAAGUCCGGCGCUGUGGCUGCGGGGCCGGCCGGCCGCGUUGCUGUGCGGACUCGGAGGCGGCGCCCCUGCUGCGGGCGCUAUGGGCGGCAAGAACAAGAAGCACAAGGGGGGCGGCGCGGGGGCCGGGGCCGUUCACGCCGCUGUGUCCGCGGCCACCGCUGCUGCCAGGGCUAAAGCGGCUGCCGAGUCCGGAGCCGCCGGGGAAGCUGCGGGCAAGAGACCCGCCGUGAGGCCGGCCCUGGUGUCCAAGGAGCCCCGCGUCAAGCAAGGUCCAAAAACCUACAGUUUUGGUUCCACACCUGAUUCUGGUGCUGCUGCAAAUCUGGAUAAAUCUAUCCUUAAAGUAGUGAUUAACAGUAAUUUGGAAAAAAGGAUUAUUGGAGUAAUCAAUGAGCACAAAAAGCAAAGUGAUGAUAAGGGAAUGAUUUCUAGAAGACUUACUGCCAAAAAAUUACAGGAUGUAUAUAUGGCUUUGCAAGGAUUUUCUUUUAAGACUGAGGACAUUGAGGAAGCUAUGAAAAAUACAAUUUUAUACGGUGGUGAUCUUCACUCUGCACUUGACUGGCUUUGUUUAAACCUUUCUGAUGACGCAUUACCUGAAGGAUUCAGUCAGCAGUUUGAAGAAGAGCAACACAAACCUAGAGCAAAAUUUCGUUCUCCUGUGCCACAGAGUGAAACGCCUCAGAUACCAAACAACAAAAAGGACGAUGGACCUGAAAUAAAGAGACAUACCGCGAAAGACAAAGAGAUGAGUAUGAAGGAAUGGAUUCUGCAGUAUGCUGAGCAACAGAGUGAUGAUGAGAAAAGCGAGUCUGUGAAAAACACAGAAGAUGAGGAAAAGUUUGACCCUAAUGAAAGAUAUGUGCAUUUGGCUACAAAGCUUUUGGAAGCAAAGGAACAGGCAAGUUCCUCCAAGCAAGAUAAAGACAAGCAAAGCCAGAAGGUGGCACAAGAAAAAAUAAGAAGAAUUCAGCAUGAAAUGGCAGCACUAGAAGAACAUCCUGUGUUUAAUCCAGCUAUAAAAAUUUCAAACCAACAACAAAACGAAAAGAAAAAAUCUCCUUUGCCUCCUGAAGCUCAUUUGAACCUGAACUUGCUUGAAAAAUCUGCAGCUGCUGCAGAGGAAGAGAAGGUGAAAAAGAGGGAGCCUCGAGAUGUAAGGAAUUUUGACUACACUGCUCGAAGUUGGACUGGUAAAUCUCCUAAACAGUUUUUGAUCGAUUGGUGCAGGAAAAAUUUCCCCAAGAGUCCAAAUCCUUCUUUUGAAAAAGUUCCGGUGGGUAGAUAUUGGAAAUGUAGGGUUAAGGUUACCAAAUCAGUUGAUGUAAUGGCAGUGUGUCCUACAAUUGUGACCGAGGAUAGUAUGCAAGCUCAGCAUCUGGCUGCUACAUUGGCUCUCUAUCACUUAGUCAAAGGACAGUCGGUCCAUCAGUUGCUGCCUCCUCCAUAUCGAGAUGUUUGGUUAGAAUGGAGUGAAACUGAAAAGAAAAAGGAAGAAGAAAGCAAGUUAGAAACUAACAAACCUCGUGAUAACUUUAUUGCUAAGUUAUUAAACAAACUCAAACAGCAGCAGCAACAGCAGCAAUCUGAAAAUAAACCCAAAGUAUCAGAAGAUCCAGAGGACUCCUGGGAAAACUUAGUUUCCGAAGAGGACUUCAACAGACUGUCUCUUGAGACCACAAGCACAGAUGAUUUGGAACCUGUGAGGAUCCUGUUUAAAAAACUUCAAAGUUCCUCCAGAUACCAGAGACUUUUAAAGGAGAGACAACAGUUACCUGUGUUUAAACACAGACAUUCAAUCAUAGAAACUCUUAAAAAGCAUAGAGUAGUUGUUGUGGCUGGAGAAACAGGCAGUGGCAAAAGUACCCAAGUGCCCCAUUUCUUGUUGGAGGAUUUGCUGUUAAAUGUGGAGGGAUCAAGUAAAUGUAAUAUUGUCUGCACACAACCCCGAAGGAUCUCAGCAGUGAGUCUGGCUACCAGAGUUUGUGAAGAAAUGGGCUGUGAAACUGGACCUGGAGGAAGAAAUUCUUUGUGUGGAUAUCAAAUCCGUAUGGAAUCCCGAACGGGAGAAGCUACUAGAUUAUUAUACUGUACAACAGGAGUUCUGCUUCGGAAACUGCAGGAUGACAGUCUUCUUUCAAAUAUAUCUCAUGUUAUUGUAGACGAGGUUCAUGAAAGAAGUGUCCAAUCUGAUUUCUUGCUAAUCAUUCUGAAGGAGAUCUUACAUAAACGUUCAGACCUGCAUUUGAUUUUAAUGAGUGCUACUGUAGACAGUGAAAAGUUUUCCAGCUAUUUCACCCACUGUCCCAUUCUAAGGAUUUCAGGAAGGAGUUACCCUGUUGAGGUUUUCCAUGUGGAAAAUGUUAUUGAGGAAAUUGGUUAUGUUCUGGAGAAGGACUCUGAAUAUUGUCAGAAGUUCAUGGAGGAGGAGGAAGAAAUAACAAUAAAUGUUACUAGCAAAGGAGGAGGAAUCACAAAACAUCAGGAAUAUGUCCCACUCCAGUCUGGAUCAGGUGUUGAUUUGGAUCCUUACUAUCAGAAGUAUAGCAAUCGUACACGGCAAGCAAUCUUCUACAUGAAUCCCUACAAGAUCAAUCUUGACCUUAUCUUGGAAUUGCUUGCCUUCUUAGAUAAAAGUCCCCAGUUCAGAAAUAUAGAUGGCGCUGUACUGAUCUUUUUACCAGGGCUUGCUCACAUCCAGCAGUUAUAUGAUCUCAUUUCAGCUGACCGAAGGUUUACAAGGGACAGGUAUAGGUUAAUAGCUCUGCAUUCUAUUCUUUCAACUCAAGAUCAAGCAGCUGCAUUUACAUUGCCCCCUUCUGGAGUUAGAAAGAUUGUUUUGGCAACCAAUAUUGCCGAGACAGGUAUUACGAUACCAGAUGUUGUCUUUGUAAUUGACACUGGGAAAACAAAAGAAAACAGGUACCAUGAAAGCAGCCAAAUGAGUUCUUUGGAAGAGACCUUUGUCAGUAAAGCAAGUGCUUUGCAGCGUCAAGGGAGAGCUGGACGUGUCAGAGAUGGAUUCUGCUUCCGAAUGUACACAAGAGACAGAUUUGAAAGUUUCAUGGAAUAUUCCGUUCCAGAAAUACUGCGUGUGCCUUUAGAAGAGUUAUGCCUUCAUAUUAUGAAAUGCAAUCUUGGUUCUCCUGAGGAUUUCCUCUCCAGAGCAUUAGACCCUCCACAGCCUCAAGUAAUCAGCAAUGCAAUGAACCUGCUACGGAAAAUUGGGGCUUGUGAAUUAAGUGAGCCCAAACUGACUCCAUUGGGCCAGCACCUUGCAGCAUUACCUGUCAAUGUAAAGAUUGGCAAAAUGCUUAUAUUUGGUGCCAUAUUUGGUUGCUUGGAUCCUGUGGCAACUUUAGCUGCUGUAAUGACAGAAAAAUCCCCUUUUACUACACCAAUUGGUAGAAAAGAUGAAGCAGAUCUUGCAAAAUCUUCCCUGGCAUUGGCAAACUCAGAUCAUCUGACAAUUUACAGUGCAUAUCUAGGGUGGAAAAAGGCUCGUCAAGAAGGAGGUUAUCGCACUGAAAUGGCUUACUGCAGAAGGAAUUUUCUUAACAGAACCUCACUGUUAACUCUGGAGGAUGUGAAACAAGAACUAAUAAAGGUGGUCAGGGCAGCAGGAUUUGCAGCACCCACAACUCAUCAUACGUGGGAAGGAAACGGAACCACACAAUCCCUUUCUCUUCAGGAAAUAGCCCUUCUUAAAGCUGUGCUGACUGCCGGGCUAUAUGACAACGUGGGGAAGAUAAUGUAUACGAAGUCUGUAGAUAUCACAGAGAAAUUGGUGUGCAUGGUGGAAACUGCUCAAGGUAAAGCACAAGUGCAUCCCUCCUCAGUAAACAGAGAUUUGCAGACAUAUGGAUGGCUGCUCUACCAAGAGAAGAUAAGAUAUGCCAAGGUGUACUUGAGAGAGACUACUUUAAUUUCCCCCUUUCCAGUUUUACUUUUUGGUGGAGACAUAGAAGUUCAGCACCGUGAACGCCUCCUGUCUGUUGAUGGCUGGAUCCAUUUUCAGGCUCCUGUAAAGAUUGCAGUAAUUUUCAAACAACUGAGGGUUCUCAUUGAGUCUGUUUUAAAGAAAAAACUUGAAAAUCCUAAAAUGUCACUUGAAGAUGACAAGAUUUUACACAUCAUCAAAGAACUGAUAAAAACAGAGAAUGCCAGCUGAAACUGGAGUUCAGUAACAAACUACAAAGCUUAAAGCUUCAAUAGUGGCAGGAAAACAAUUAUGCUUAAAAAAGACUUCAGCUAACGUAUUUCAACAUUUAAAAUGUGGUUGAUACCAGCCAUAACUUGGAAAUACUGCAUGAACUUGACAUAGAAGUAAUUUUGUAGGUCAUUUUUAAUUAUGAGCAUAAAUGUAUUAUGUUUACAAUAAAUUUUGUUGCCAUUUGUUUGAAGGUAUAAAUGAUGGUAGUAAUUCAUAUCUUUUCAACAUAAAAAUGAACAUGACCAAUUCACAUUUGCUUUGUUUCAGUUUGAGGUAUUUAUUAGUAGUGUACUAGAAACUCAAGAUCAGGUUCUGAAUCUGUAUGGAAUAGCUUUUAACUGCUAUACAAAAUAGCUUGUCCUGUUUAGAUAUGUAAAAACUGAAAACAAAACAGAUUUUUGUGCAUUUGCCAAAACAUUACUUCACUGUUUUUGUACCUUAAGCUGUAGACUUUUAUUCCGUAGCAGAUUUAAGCAUUACAUUUUAAGAACAUUGUCAUUUUUCUAUAUGGCUCAUUAUGAUGAGAUGAAAACAUGGGGACACAAACUGCAGAUCAGUAGUCUUUAGCUUGGGAAUUUCAUUGGGAUUUUGAAAUCCUAACACUGUUGGGCCUGAACAGACAGAGGACUAAUGCUGAAGUUUUCUUCAUUUAAUAAAUAUUGAUUCCUA
This is a messenger RNA of Mauremys reevesii (Reeves's turtle), 4951 nucleotides long. It is a transcript of the gene DHX29, whose product is annotated as DExH-box helicase 29. The record is from RefSeq and is a predicted model, not a curated record. Gene Ontology annotation, cellular component: intracellular anatomical structure. Bases 149 to 4240 code for a protein of 1363 amino acids. Gene Ontology annotation, biological process: translational initiation. The transcript is spliced from 27 exons. Gene Ontology annotation, molecular function: ATP binding; RNA binding; RNA helicase activity. NCBI's taxonomy places the organism in Eukaryota, Metazoa, Chordata, Testudines, Geoemydidae.